Paramecium tetraurelia is the source of this 537-nucleotide messenger RNA. RefSeq lists its product as uncharacterized. The transcript has 2 exons. The record is from RefSeq and is a predicted model, not a curated record. Lineage: Eukaryota; Ciliophora; Oligohymenophorea; Peniculida; Parameciidae. Gene Ontology annotation, biological process: protein dephosphorylation. Gene Ontology annotation, molecular function: cation binding; protein serine/threonine phosphatase activity.
AUGUUUCUUCUUAAUUGGUUUGGAGGUAAUAGCAAUUAGAGUGGCAAGAACAAGAAAAAGAAGAAGAAGUAAAAUGUGGUGUAGAAUCUCAACAAGACUUUGAUAAAUCCCAUGAAGGAAAUCAAAUUAUUUGGACAUUCAAAGAUGGGAUAUGGUCCCAAAAAGACUGAAUGUCAAGAUUCCUAUUGUACUAUGGAAAGAUUUACUGAAGAUUGUUAUUUCUUUGCAGUGUAUGAUGGUCAUGGUUCCUCAGGCAAAGAAGCAUCCUAAGCAGCCAAUGAUUAUAUUUAGACAUUCUUGGAGAAAAACCCAAAGAGAAUCAAGGCAUUAUAGAAUGAUAAACAAAGAGAGAGUUUUUUGAAGAGUGCUUUUAAAAAUGCUGAAGCAAAACUCAGAUCUUCUGGUAUAGAUUACAGUAAUUCUGGAACAUGUGCAAUAUCAAUAUUUGUAGUUAAGAAUAUGUGUUACAUUGCUAAUCUGGGUGAUUCCAGAGCAGUACUAUUUAGAUAAACUGCAAAAGAGAAACUGGGCCAUUGA